Molecule: messenger RNA, 8073 nt
Organism: Nyctereutes procyonoides (raccoon dog)
Lineage: Eukaryota; Metazoa; Chordata; Mammalia; Carnivora; Canidae
Gene: HDAC4
Product: histone deacetylase 4
Exons: 27
Coding region: 398-3649 (1083 amino acids)
Biological process (GO): negative regulation of transcription by RNA polymerase II; chromatin organization
Cellular component (GO): histone deacetylase complex
Molecular function (GO): histone deacetylase activity
Source: RefSeq, a predicted model, not a curated record
CUUGCUUCCUCGCGCGCCGUCGGUGCUGACCUGCCGUGACACAGUUUUCCGACCAAAGCGUCGCAGAGACGGAACUUCGGUUAUUUUUAAGAGCCGGAGACUUUCUCAACUAAACCUUAAUUGCACUGCUGUAGGGAGCUGCCGGAUUGCACGCCCGGAGCAGCGCCGCCUGCCCUGGGUCACCUCGUGAGAGCCGCGGAGGAGCCCUGCCCGCCUCUUGGAUGCCUCGGCCUGCGCCGCGUGGUCGGCAAGACUGGGGGUUCCCGAGGCUGCGCGCCAACACUCCCUGCCGCUGCCCUUGUAUGUGUCCGUGGAACUUGGGGGCUCUUUGGAGCUGUCGUUUACGUGGAAGUUGUGAGCCGCUUUGAGCCGCUUAAAGGAGUAGACGCUGCUAGCAAUGAGCUCCCAAAGCCAUCCAGAUGGACUUUCUGGCCGAGACCAGCCCGUGGAGCUGCUAAACCCUGCCCGCGUGAACCACAUGCCCAGCACGGUGGAUGUGGCCUCCGCGCUGCCUCUGCAGGUCGCCCCCCCGGCGGUGCCCAUGGACCUCCGCCUGGACCACCAGUUCGCGCUGCCCGUGGCGGAGCCCACCCUCCGGGAGCAGCAGCUGCAGCAGGAGCUGCUGGCCCUCAAGCAGAAGCAGCAGCUCCAGAGGCAGAUCCUCAUCGCCGAGUUCCAGAGGCAGCACGAGCAGCUCUCCCGGCAGCACGAGGCCCAGCUGCACGAGCACAUAAAACAACAGCAGGAGCUGCUGGCCAUGAAGCAUCAGCAGGAGCUGCUCGAGCACCAGCGGAAGCUGGAGAGGCAUCGCCAGGAGCAGGAGCUGGAGAAGCAGCACCGGGAGCAGAAGCUUCAGCAGCUCAAGAACAAGGAGAAAGGCAAAGAGAGUGCGGUGGCCAGCACGGAAGUGAAGAUGAAGCUGCAGGAGUUUGUCCUCAAUAAAAAGAAGGCGCUGGCCCACCGGAACCUGAACCACUGCAUCUCCAGCGACCCUCGCUACUGGUACGGGAAAACACAGCACAGUUCGCUCGACCAGAGCUCCCCGCCCCAGAGCGGGGUGUCGGCCUCCUACAACCACCCGGUCCUGGGAAUGUACGACACCAAAGAUGACUUCCCGCUCAGAAAAACAGCUUCUGAACCCAAUCUGAAGUUACGGUCCAGGCUAAAGCAGAAGGUGGCCGAGAGACGGAGCAGCCCCCUGCUACGCAGAAAAGAUGGGCCAGUGGUCACCGCUCUGAAAAAGCGUCCGCUGGACGUCACAGACUCGGCGUGCAGCAGCGCCCCCGGCUCCGCUCCCAGCUCCCCCAACAACAGCUCCGGGAACGUCAGUGCGGAGAACGGGAUCACACCUGCCGUGGCGAGCAUCCCGGCCGAGACCGGCUUGGCGCACAGACUCGUGACUCGAGAAGGCUCCGUGGCCCCGCUCCCCCUGUACACGUCACCGUCCCUGCCCAACAUCACGCUGGGACUGCCCGCCACCGGCCCUUCCGCGGGGGCGGCCGGCCAGCAGGACGCCGAGAGACUCGCUCUCCCGGCCCUCCAGCAGCGGAUCCCCCUCUUCCCCGGCACCCACCUCACUCCCUACCUGAGCACGGCGCCCCUGGAGCGGGACGGCGGGGCUGCGCACAACCCCCUCCUGCAGCACAUGGUCUUACUGGAGCAGACGCCUGCGCAGACGCCCCUCGUCACAGGCCUGGGCGCGCUGCCCCUGCACGCGCAGCCUCUGGUGGGUGCGGACCGCGUGUCCCCGUCCAUGCACAAGCUGCGGCAGCACCGCCCGCUGGGGCGCACCCAGUCGGCGCCGCUGCCCCAGAACGCGCCGGCCCUGCAGCACCUGGUGAUCCAGCAGCAGCACCAGCAGUUCCUGGAGAAGCACAAGCAGCACUUCCAGCAGCAGCUGCACAUGAACAAGAUUAUCCCCAAGCAGAACGAGCCAGCCCGGCAGCCCGAGAGCCACCCCGAGGAGACGGAGGAGGAGCUUCGCGAGCACCAGGCCCUCCUGGAGGAGCCCUACCUGGACCGGCUGUCGGGGCAGAAGGAGGCGCACGCCCUGGCCGGGGUGCAGGUGAAGCAGGAGCCCAUCGAGAGCGACGACGAGGAGGCGGAGCCCCCGCGGGAGGUGGAGCCGGGCCAGCGCCAGCCCACGGAGCAGGAGCUGCUCUUCAGACAGCAAGCCCUCCUUCUGGAACAGCAGCGGAUCCACCAGCUGAGAAACUACCAGGCGUCCAUGGAGGCCGCUGGCAUCCCCGUGUCCUUUGGCGGCCACCGGCCUCUGUCGCGGGCGCAGUCCUCCCCGGCGUCUGCCACCUUCCCCAUGUCCGUGCAGGAGCCGCCCACCAAACCGAGGUUCACCACAGGCCUCGUGUACGACACCCUGAUGCUGAAGCACCAGUGUACCUGCGGGAACACCAACAGCCACCCCGAGCACGCCGGCAGGAUCCAGAGCAUCUGGUCUCGGCUGCAGGAGACGGGGCUCCGGGGCAAGUGUGAGUGCAUCCGCGGACGGAAGGCCACGCUGGAGGAGCUGCAGACCGUGCAUUCGGAGGCGCACACCCUGCUCUACGGCACAAACCCCCUCAACAGGCAGAAACUGGACAGUAAGAAACUUCUAGGCUCGCUAACGUCGGUGUUUGUCAGGCUGCCCUGCGGUGGUGUCGGGGUGGACAGCGACACCAUAUGGAACGAGGUGCACUCGUCGGGGGCGGCGCGCCUGGCCGUGGGCUGCGUGGUGGAGCUGGUCUUCAAGGUGGCCACCGGGGAGCUGAAGAACGGCUUUGCCGUGGUCCGCCCUCCAGGACAUCACGCGGAGGAGAGCACGCCCAUGGGCUUCUGCUACUUUAAUUCUGUGGCCAUCGCAGCCAAGCUUCUCCAGCAGCGGCUGGACGUGAGCAAGACCCUCAUAGUGGACUGGGACGUGCACCACGGAAAUGGGACCCAGCAGGCCUUCUACAACGACCCGAACGUCCUGUACAUCUCCCUUCACCGCUACGACGACGGCAACUUCUUCCCGGGCAGCGGGGCACCGGACGAGGUGGGCACAGGGCCAGGUGUGGGCUUCAACGUCAACAUGGCUUUCACUGGUGGCCUUGACCCCCCCAUGGGAGACGCGGAGUACCUGGCGGCCUUCAGGACCGUGGUCAUGCCCAUCGCGAACGAGUUUGCCCCAGACGUGGUGCUCGUGUCAUCAGGCUUUGACGCUGUGGAGGGCCACCCCACACCCCUCGGCGGCUACAACCUCUCCGCCAAAUGUUUCGGGUACCUGACGAAGCAGCUGAUGGGCUUGGCUGGCGGCCGGAUCGUUCUGGCCCUGGAGGGGGGCCACGACCUCACGGCCAUCUGCGACGCCUCGGAAGCAUGUGUUUCUGCUUUGCUGGGCAAUGAGCUUGAUCCUCUCCCAGAAAAGGUUUUACAGCAGAGACCCAACGCUAACGCUGUCCGGUCCAUGGAGAAAGUCAUUGAGAUCCACAGCCAGUACUGGCGAUCCCUGCCGCGCCUCUGCUCCACGGUGGGGCACUCUCUGGUAGAGGCCCAGAAGUGCGAGAACGAGGAAGCCGAGACUGUCACCGCCAUGGCCUCGCUGUCCGUGGGCGUGAAGCCCGCCGAGAAGAGACCCGACGAGGAGCCCAUGGAAGAGGAGCCGCCCCUGUAGCCGCCCGCCGAGCUGCGGGUCUCUUGUUUGUUUGUCCCCGUCUUGAAGCUCCGCCAAGAGCGGCUCCUGUUUGUGUGCGGCCCACCCGCAUCCGCGAGCGCGGCUGGAGCAGCAGCGGGAGGCCUCUGCCCGACGGGGCGGCCCAGCGCGGACCGGGACCCACGCCGGCCGAGCAGACGCACAGACACACGCGAGGCCGGGCUCUCGGCUCCCUCGACGGAGGCCGCGGAGGAAGGAAGCCUGUGGCGGCUCGCGGCAGAGCUGCCCACUUCGUGGCCACGAGGGAAGGAAAACGAGAAAUCAAAGAUCUAAUAAUACAAAACGGACUCGAUGAAAACUGGUGCUCACAGUUGAUUAUUACCCACAAUUCCACAGUCUCCGUGUAAACCACUCGACUCAUCCUGUAGCUUCUUUUUUUUGUUCGAGAGAACGUUUUCUGGGCCCCGGCCGCGACCGGGCGCCACAGCGGCGCGGCGGGGCCCACGGGGCCGCGGGGUCCGCGACGGGCGGGGGCCGGAGCUGGGCGCGCGUGCAAGGGGAAGACGGGACACACGCAGAAACGUGAGCCUGCGGGAACUGGCUUUGGUUUCUCGAAGCCAUCGGAAGAUGCGAGUUUGUGCCUUUUUUUUAUUGCUCUGAUGGAUUUUUGUGGCUGGGUUUUCUGACGUCUGAGGAACAAUGCCUUAAGAAAAAAUAAACAGCAGGAAUUGGUGGGACAGUUUCCUGUGGCUGCGCGCUGGCCCGGGGCGGGGGCGGGGGCGGGCUUGCUCCAGUGCUGUCUAAGAGGAACGGAGGUAGUUCCAGCAAAGUGGCAGAUACUGUUGGGGGUUUUGAAGUCCAACAAAUUUUAAACGAAUCCAAAGUGUUCUUUUUCUCGUACAUCCUAUAACAAUUGAGCAUCUCCAUUUGGUCGUGAAGCAUGUCCUAGGCACACUUCCAGUGUUAUGAUCGGAAUGCUUUUUAUUAAAAGCAAGUAGCAUGAAGUAUUGCUUAAAUUUUAGGUAUAAAUAAAUAUAUAUAUAUGUAUAAUAUAUAUUCCAAUGUAUUCCAAGCUAAGAAACUUGAUUCUUAUGAAAUCUUGAUAAAAUAUUUAUAAUGCAUUUAUAGAAAAAAAAAAAAGAAGUAUAUAUAUAUAUAUAUAUAAUAAAUACAGAUCGUAAAGGUCCCUGGCGAAUGAAUGACUUGUGAAUCAGACAUCAAGGUGCUUACGGAAAGGGAUCUCGUUUGAAACUCACGUAUUUUUGAACUCCGGAUUGGAUAGCUUUCAGAUCGCCAACACGUUCGCCACUGGGCAACUACCUGGCAGGUGUGUGCUCUCCUUCUGCUCCUUUCGGACAGGACCCCCCCCCCCCCGCUCCGAGCCUCCAUGCACAUAUGUACCUAAUGAGUUUUUAUAGCAAAGGAUAUAAAUUUGCUGUUGAUUUUUGUAUGAAUUUUUCACAAGGAGAUCCUGAAUAAGCAUUGUUUUGUGAACUUUUACACUUCUUUUUUUUUCUCUCGCCAUUUAGCAGUUUCCUGAAUGGUAAUAAUGUCUAAAACUUCUUUCUUUCUAAAUUCUUGCUUGUACAUUUUUAAAAAAAAAAAAACACACAACUUUUAAAGGGUUUUUUAUUAUUAUUAUUAUUAUUAUUAUUAUCAUUGUUGUUGUUUUCAUUUUCGUUUAUUUUUGUACAGCGAGCAGCGUUCUGCGGCGCACGGGACGGCCGUCAGCCUGUUUCCAGAAAGUUGAGCUCGCGCGGGAAGGGGGCCGAGCGGUCACGGCGGCUGCGUCCAGAGCAGGGGCUUUCCUUGGAGUAUUAGGAGGAGGCGGUGGGGAGGAUCGCAGGGCGCCCGCCUGACACCCGGGGCUCCGGCACCUGCGGGACUCCCGUCUAAACUUCCCUGACCACGUGGUCAGGAUACGCGUUUUCAAUUGUUUUCCAAAGACCUUUUACAGCAUGUCCGCACUGCAUGGGGCCCGAGCCAGGCCCACCCGUGCGCAGGGUUUUCCUGCCACGGCCGCACGGCCGGGAGCUGCACCCCCCCGGGUUUUUGGGCCUGAGCCCGCGGGGAGCCGGGGCCCUUGCCGCCUGGCGAGCUGCAGGGCCAGCCCCGGGUCCUGCCCGGCCAGCCGGUCUUCGUUCCUGCCCGCCCUGACGGUAACCGCCCGCCACUUUGUACUUGAAGCCACCAGUUUCAUUCCAAAGGGUGCCCAGGCCCGGUGCCCCCGCGGGAGCCAGCCCCGGCCCAGGUCCCCGAUCGGUCGCGUACCCAGGGUAGCUUCCGGAGGAGACCGAUGCGGCCGGGCUGUGGGCCAAACGAAUCCAGAUCCUUGGAUCGGCUGGGUCGGCGGCGGCUGGCGGUCAGGCCCAGGGCGGGAGCCCGAGAGCAGGCCGGCAAGGGUCUUGGGGCGCCUGGGGCCUCCUCCUCCCCCGUCCUCCCUCUUUGCUCCGCGGCCCACGUUGGCGGGAGCUGGGGUGCGGGGAGCCAGCUCGGCUGCCGGGGGGGUGCAGAGCGGCGGCAGGCCAGCCCCGGCCCCGACCCCGCAGCCCGUGGCUCUUAGGGAGGAAGCGGUCACGUCACGCUUUUCACCAUAGGCGGGCCGAGGGGUGGUCGGUGGGGGCGACCCCCGGCCGGGACGCUGGCGGCACGUGGAUUUGUCCGCGCACUCCAGCGCCACAGACGCGCUCGAAGCAUUACCGUGUAGCCUUUUCUUUUCUUUGACGACACACUCAGCCCUUCCCGGGGGCCGCCAGGGCCCACGGCGGUGUCGCGCCCCAGGGUCCGCCCGGCCCGCGUGGCGAGGGCACCUCCCGCCUCCCCUCUCCGGCCCCGGCACCUUUAGCCUUUUUCUUCUUUUGCAAAGGCCUCGGGGGCACCGGCCAGGGGUCAGCGAGCGAGCACUUUACGUCCCUUCGCGGGGAACCCCACGAUGCCGCCGGGCCGCGCGGCGCCCGCCCUUUCGGCUCCCGCCACGCCGUGCCCGAGCCCCACCAGCAGGCGGCCGCCCCCCACCCCCACCCCGGCUCCAAGGGCCUGGUCAGAGUGUUUCGGUUUUUCUCCACUUGUUUUAAAAGUCUGUUUCCAGAGGAAGGACCGUCGGGCGUGGCUCGGACACGAAGGCCACGCCGCCGGCGGAGUUUGUUGGUUUUACUUUUCGAUCAGAACAUUCCUUCUUUACUGGUCACAGCCAUGUGCUCAUUCCAUUCUUUUUGUAGACUUUCGGGCCCGUGCGUUUUAUGGGCAUUGAUACAUAUAUAAAUAUAUAUAUAUAAACAUAUAUGAAUAUAUUUUUUUAAGUUCCUACACCUGGAGGUUGCAUGGACUGUACGACCGGCAUGUCUUUAUAUUGUACACAGAUUUUUGCACGCCAGACUCGGCAGCUUUGGGGAAGAAGAAAAAAAAAAAUGCCUUUUUUUGCCCCCCCCCCACGACAUUUGCAGACACAAAAGAUGGAGAUUUUUCUGUAAAACGACACGAAACCUUGAAGGAGAGUGGGGAAGGGGGGAAACGUUUGCGUCUUACCGAACUCAUUCUUAAGAAAUUGUACUUUUUAUUGUAAGAGAACUAAAAAGGACUACUUACACCUUUGUCAUAUUAAGGAGAAAAGUUUAUCUAGCACUUGUGACAUACCAAUAAUAGAGUUUAUUGUAUUUAUGUGGAAACAGUGUUUUAGGGAAACGACACAGAAUUCGAAGCGAACUGCCUGUCUCUCUUCACUGACUCGGAGGCAUCUGUCUUGUUCCGUUUUCGUUUAUUCCCCUCGGUCUCGCACAGGGCGCGGCGGCCGGCGGCCCCCCUACCCCCGACGUGAGCCCGGCCGGCGGCCCCCCGGGAGCGCCCCCACGCACCGCCGCGCGGACUCUCGUGGCCCUUGGGUGCCGUGUGGCCAAGACUUGACCUCCCGCUGCGCAGCCGUGGACCGCGCGAGCCCCGCUCCGCCUCGACCGGAGGCCGCCCCUUCCCUGCGGCGGCGCGGCCCACCCGACGCGGAGCCUCCCGCGGGCAAGACAGAGGAGGCGGACGGUUUCUGUUUGUCCGGGUUCCGGGGGGGUGUGCUCCAUAGUGGAGGCGCUAUUUUCCAGUUUCUGAGACAUAUAUAUAAUAUAUACAAGGGGGCGCUGACCCCGUUCACCCAAGAGCUUCUCACGGGCGGGUCGCGACGCCGCGGCCACGCGGGGACGGCCGCCUGUUUCUUCUGUAACGUAACCCGUUCCCUUUGGUCGUCUGGACCUUCCAGCGGUUCUUUCUUUUGCUCCGCGGAGUUGGAGAUUUCGUUCUCGGUUUUCUCAUUUCUCGUUCUGUUCUGUGUGGGCGGGUCUCCCCCGACGACGGUGUCCUCCUCCGACGGCCGACUCCGCUCCACUUCACCCGGAGUCCAGCGUUUUGUACCUCAUCUGACAGCUUGUUGCUCUUGUGGUGUAAAUAAAACAGCAUCUCUGGUU